CCUACUCCAUGCAUGCAUGCAUGCAUAUAUAUGAGUAUUUAGUGGUGUGUACGUACAUUCUAAGCUAACUUAGGAGAGGAAAACAAAAUAUAUAUUCUAUCAUCAUCAUACAUAAUUUCUUACAAUUUAACUUUUUUAAGCUAUGAGAGAAGGCAUCUCAUCAUCAUCAUCAUCAUCAUCAACUUAUAGCCCACCCAUUGAUGAAAGGAGAUGGGUGGAGCAAGGAAGAAGAGCCUUGGACAUAAGAUUGGAAAUAGAUUCCACUCCAACAAUCUUUCAAGUCCCCAAAGCCUUGAAAGAAACCAAGCCCGAAGCCUACACUCCGCGCCUACUCGGCCUCGGUCCGUACCACCAUCUCCGGCCAGACCUCCACCGCACCCACACCCAUAAGCUCAACCUGAUCAACAAGUUCCAGGAAAAGGUCCAGGAAUCGUUGCCUGAGUUUCGGUUUUCCCCAUACCAUAUAAUGGGCCCCCUAGAGCCGUAUGUCCGGGCCCGGUACGACAAGUACUUGGAUCUCGAGGGCGCCACCCUGGCCUACAUCAUCCCUGUCGACUCCUUCUUCCUGCUUCAUUUCCUCAGCGCCUACUGGUACACGACUGAAGUCCACUCUCCUCUCAAGCUGUCGAAGCUAUGGGUGAACCAAUCUUAUCAGAGCAUGCACCUACUAGAUCACAUGUAUCGUCUAAUCGCAUUCAACGACGGGUCCGAAGAUUUAUUCUAUAUUGGCAAAUCCCGUAUAGUCGAUGAAGGAGUAAAGGUUUUAACAGCUGCAAGUGAACUCGGUGUUGGUGGAGACAUUGUUAAGCCGCUUCUGCUUGCUUUCAAGGCCAUUCAAGUUCUGGAGAACAACGUGUUAGCCAACGAGAUUAGAACAAGUACUAAAAACAAAGAACCAGAAGAAGAGGCGGUGAAAAAACCGACUCGUCAUCGGAUUCCUUCGGCAUCACAGUUGUCUUCGUUGUCUUCAAAGAAAUUCAGAGUGGAUUUCAAGGUGAUGAACACGAAAGGGAUCGUGGAUGUCAAGCUAGAGGAGGUGGAGGCAGGAAGUCUGCCCCCGGUGCUUCAUCUCCCCGAGAUCACUUUUAGACCUGAUGCAGAAGUUGUGUUGAGAAACUUGGUGGCGUACGAAGCUUCCAUUGCCACCCCAGAGUCGACCUUGGUGCUCGCCGAGUACGUUGCUUUGAUGGGUGACCUAUUGCAGGCGCCGGAAGAUGUGGCACUUUUGCGAGAAAAAGGAAUCGUGAAGGGAAGUCUAGACGACGAACAGAUUGUCAAGAUCCUGGCCGGGAUCGGGAAACCCGGGACUGAGGAGAAGCCAGAGGCGCAUGCAAGCGAGAAGGUGGUGAGGAAGCUGAAGGAGAUGGUGGAGGAGUGGGAGAAGAAGAACGAGACGACGUGGGCGAGACUCCAUAGAUCUAUAGAGAAGAGAGUUAAGGAUGGGGUUGAGGUUAUGAGGAAGCCAUGUGCAAUGGCUCUCAAGUAUGUGUUGUAUAUAUUUUUGGUGGUGUUGGUGGUGUUGCAGCUAAUGCAGGCUUAUUGCCAAGUCUAUGGAUGUAACAAAGGAGGUUUUAAGUCAAAGUAGUCAACUCCAAACCAACCAUUUGAUUUGGUUUUAACUUUUAAUGUUGAUAUAAGAAGAUGGAAUUAUUUCCCAUAUAUGAAUAUGGAUCUUAAGACUGUACUUCCUCCGUCCCCGAAAGGGUUUUCCUUAUUGACUUUUUGGGAAAUUAAAGAAGUGAUAUUUUG
This is a messenger RNA of Cuscuta campestris, 1749 nucleotides long. Lineage: Eukaryota; Viridiplantae; Streptophyta; Magnoliopsida; Solanales; Convolvulaceae. The record is from the annotation of a GenBank genome assembly.